CCAAUUCCUCUUUCAUCUGUAUCUCUAACCUAGAGAGAGGCACUGUAUGUCUGCAACUCAGUAAACGGACGAUACAGCGAGCAGAGAAGAAUACUUCCAAACAAGAUUUUUCUAAGAAGAUCGAUCAUGUUUCUUCCUCAUGAAUUGAUUAUCGAAAUCUUACUGAGAUUGCCGGUAAAGUCUCUUUUGCGUUUCAAGUCUGUUUGUAAGUUAUGGUUUUCUCUCAUCUCUCAUGAUCCUCACUUUGCUAAUUCACAUUUUCAACUUAGCUCUGCAACUCCCAAUCGUAGAAUUCUAUUAAUAUCAUAUAAAACUCAUGAAUCUCUAUCCAUCGAUUUUGAAGCAUCGCUUGACGAUGACAGCGCUUCUGUUCCACUCAACCUUGAUUAUAUGUUUCUAGAGGAUUCUACAAAUUUUGAAGUUACAGGGUCAUGUAGAGGCUUCGUACUUAUCCGCGGUUCCUUAAACAUCUAUCUAUGGAAUCCAACCACUGGAGUUCACAAACAAAUACCUUUAUCUCCUUUUGGUUCCAAAUAUGGUUCCAAUUUAGACGAUAAUUAUUUCUAUGGUUUUGGGUAUGACCAUUCAACCGAAGAUUACUUGGUUGUUUUAAUGUCUUAUCAUUAUUCAGAUGAGCCUACAUUACACUUGGAGUACUUCUCAUUGAAAGCUAAUACAUGGAAACAAGUUGAGGGUCCUCACUUCCCUUAUAGCUCCGAGAUUGAGCCCACAGGUGGUUUGCUCUAUAAGGGAGCUAUUCAUUGGUUGGCUUAUCGUGAUGAUUUACGAAGUGAUGUUAUUGUUGCAUUUGAUUUAAUGGAAAGGAAACUUUCAUAUAUGCAUUUGCCACAUGAUUCUGACGGUGAUCCUUUGCAAUGUGGUGGUUUGUGGGUAUAUGGAGAAUAUCUCAGCGUAUAUACUAUGAAUGAUACUGAUGAUAAAGUUGAAAUAUGGGUGAUGAAAGAGUACAAAGUGAACUCCUCUUGGACUCUUGUUCUUACUAUUGAUCUCAGCGUUUGCCCAAAUAUGGCCUUUUCUCCAUUGUGCUGUACAAAAAGUGGUGAUAUAAUUGGGGCAGGUGAACGCGAUAGAUUGGUGAAGUAUGAUAAAAAUGGACAGUUUCUCGAGCUACAUUCUUAUCCUAAAUACGAUCUUAUAUGGAAAAUGACUAUGUAUAUAAAUUCUCUGCUUUCACUCCCUGGUGAUGGUGAUAACAAGCAAGCUUGAGAAGAUGACAGAAACAAGAAGAAUGAGGUUACGAAAUAUCCCCCUUCACUAUUUUCUUGAUAUUUAUAAUGAACUAGAUCAUAACUCAUAAUGUAACAAUGGCUAUGUAUGUAUAGUCUUUGCAGUGAAGUGUUUAAGUAGAUGAGGUUCUUCUGAAUCAUAUGUUUGAAUGGUAACAAAUUGACAAUUUUGUUUGUAUGAUUCACUGUUAUUUAUGUAUGUAGCUGGAUUUUAUUCUAAUAUAUGUUUUGAUUAUUGCUUGAAAUUGUUUUAUAAGAUAAAUUAUUCCAAUGAGUUUAGCAGAUUGUAUACUGUUUGAAUUUUUAUAGCUAUCUACGUUCUUGUAUUAGACCCUGAUGGAAAAAACUUGACUUGGCUGAACUGAGUCCUAACAAACUAGCGAAGGCUUCCAAAAGAGCUAAUGAAAAUGAUUUGAGUUCUAAUUUAUAUUGUAGUGGCUAGGGGUGCUCAAAACCAAACCAACCCAAUAGAAAACCGCAAACCAAACCAAACCAAACCGAAACCGCAAAAAACCGCAUUUGGUUCGGAUUAGUUUGGGUCAUUUUUUAACAAAACCGCACGGUUCGGUUCGGUUUGCGGUUUGUAUUUUGUAAACCGAACCAAACCGAAUCAAACCGCAUUAUGUUACAACCUAUAUUUUACUUAACUCACAUUCAACCCAAAAUUAAACCUAUUAUACAUUAGCCUUAUCAAUACGAACAAUUUUCUCAUCCUUACACAUAUAAUUUCAGUCCCAAUCUUCUCAAAUCUCUAAUAACACUAUUUCACCUUCUUUGCUACAUACAUCUUCCAUCUUCUUCUAUAAUAUUUACUCUCCUAUAUUCUUUCUUUUUCACCUUCUCAUUUUUAUGUAAAUGUUCCGUAUUUCAGUUUCAUUUUUAUCGCACGUCUUCUUCUCUAAUCUCUCAACACUUUUUCUUUUUCUUUUUCACCUUCACUAAUCUUUCGUCUCUUCUAUUUUUUUGUUUCAUUAUAAUAAUUUUAUAUUGUUUUAUGCUAUUAUUUUAUGUUUAAUAUUCCACUUUUGUCUAAUUUAAUUUUUACAUAUUACAUGGAAAAUUGUUGUCAAAAUAUGACGAGUUUUGUUGUUAUUUGUUAGUGUAUGAAUGUCUAAAUAUAAAAUUAUGUUGUCAUAUAUAUGUGUAUGUAUGACUCAAUAAAAUAUUUGUAAAAAACCGAACCAACCGAACCGAACCAAACCGCAUUAGUUUGGUUUGGGUUGGUUCGGAUUUUUUUUAGAAGUCAACCGAACCAAACCAAACCGCACUAUUUUUUCUCUUGCGGUUCGGAUGAUUUUUUUUGUCAAAACCGUCCAAACCGCACCGCGAGCACCCCUAGUAGUGGCUGCUAGAAAUUGUUUAAUAUAAUUAAAUAUAUGAUGAGUUUAUGCAUAUUGAGAAAGAUCAAAAUCAAAAGUACAAUUACAUGUCGGAGUGGAUAACACAUAUAUUCCACUUGAAGUCACCUAUCGGUAAUCCUAUUAUAUAUGCUGUGCAAAAGUGGUCUUUGCUUUCAUCAUAUAAUUUAUGAAAAUUUUACAAGACCUUCCAAGUGUGUUUGUAAGUCGUGGUUUUCUCUUAUAUCUCAUGAUCCCCACUUUGCAAAUUCCUAUUUUCAACUUAACUUUGUAACACACAUUGGUAGAAUUCUAUUAAUAGAAACUUCAACUCAUGAAGCUAGAUCUAUAGAUUUUGAAGCAUCCCUGACCGACGAUUCUGCUUCUACUUCACUCAAUCCUAAUUUUAUGCAUCCUCGUUCUUUAUUUUUAUUGAAAUUAAAAGUUCAUGCAAAGGGACUGUUUUUCAAACGUGUAUCUAUGUAAUCCAUCCACUGGAUUUCACAAUAAAUACCUUUGUCCCCUAUUGAUUUUGAUUUCUAAUGUUUCUGUUUUCUAUAUGGUUUUGCGUAUGACCAUUUAAUGGAUAACCACUUGGUGGUUUCAAUGUCCCAUGAUUCAAAUGCAGUUGUAAUUUCAUCACAUUAAAUUUUUUUCUCAUUGAGAGCUAAUACAUGGAUAGAAAUCAAGGUUGUUCAUUGGUUGGCUAAUCGUAGUGAUUUAUCGAUAAAUGUUUUGUUUCUUUUGAUUUAAUAGAAAGGAAAUUCUUAGAGAUGUUGCCAGAUGAUUUUGAUCAUGAUCCUACACCUAUAGUGAUUUGUGGGUAUUUGGAGAAUUUCUUAGUCCAUGGGCUGUAGGAGAGGAUACCGUUGAAAUAUGGGUUAGGAAAGAAUACAAAGUGCAUUCGUCUUGGAUUAAGACUCUUGUACUUCCUCUUGAUGACGUUCUCACUCAGUAUUUUUCUCCGAUGUGCUGCUGUACAAAAAGGGGUGAUAUUAUCGGAACAAAUGGUGGUACUGGAUUGGUGGAAUAUGAUGACAAAGGGCAAAUGGUAGAGCAUCGUUCCUAUUGUAACGAUCUACGUGGAUCUCAAGUGGCCAAGUAUAUAGAGUCUCUGCUUUCAUUCCCCUACGAUAAUGAGCAAGCUUAAAUAGAUAACACAAAGACAGAGGUAGUGAAAAAUUCGCCUUCAUCUUUUUCUUAUAUUUAUAAUUAUGUUGUAUUAUGAACUCUUGGCUGGCUGUAUUUGUAGGGUAAUAUGGCCCAGUAUGCCACAUGAGCUAUUGUAAUAGAUUUAUUGAAAAUGUUUACAGUUUUGUUUGGUGGUUUACUGUUAUUCCUUGAA
Messenger RNA from Vicia villosa (hairy vetch), 3929 nucleotides. Its product is annotated as F-box/kelch-repeat protein At3g06240-like. The coding region runs from base 127 to 1227 and encodes 366 amino acids. The transcript has a single exon. NCBI's taxonomy places the organism in Eukaryota, Viridiplantae, Streptophyta, Magnoliopsida, Fabales, Fabaceae. Gene Ontology annotation, molecular function: protein binding. The record is from RefSeq and is a predicted model, not a curated record.